Morus notabilis is the source of this 1218-nucleotide messenger RNA. Its product is annotated as tropinone reductase homolog At5g06060. The record is from RefSeq and is a predicted model, not a curated record. Gene Ontology annotation, molecular function: oxidoreductase activity. NCBI's taxonomy places the organism in Eukaryota, Viridiplantae, Streptophyta, Magnoliopsida, Rosales, Moraceae. The transcript is spliced from 5 exons. Bases 87 to 914 code for a protein of 275 amino acids.
GCCAUAAACCAACCCAAUCUGUAGUCUUUAGUUCAGUGUAGAAAAAGAGGCGUGUUAAACUUGAAACUUGAAAAAAGUGGGCGAUUAUGUCUAAGGCAGAGUCAGAAACCAACCUCAAACCUUCAAGCUCAAGAUGGUCUCUCAAGGGAACGACCGCCGUCGUUACGGGUGGCACCCGUGGAAUCGGGCGCGCCGUGGUGGAGGAACUGGCGGAAUUCGGUGCGGCCGUGCACACCUGUUCUCGAAAUGAAGAGGAGCUCAAAAGGUGCCUUAAGGAAUGGGAAGGCAAAGGAUUAUUGGUAUCUGGGUCGGUUUGUGAUGCGUCUUCCAAAACCCAGAGAGAAAAACUCAUUCAAGAAGUGGCUUCGGCUUUUAAUGGCAAGCUCAACAUUAUUGUGAACAAUGUGGGAACAAACAUCAGGAAGCCAACACUUGAGUACACUGCUGAAGAAUACACAUUACUUCUUUCUACCAACUUCGAGUCUACAUACCACUUGUGUCAACUUGCACACCCUCUUCUAAAAGCAUCUGGAGGAGGGAGUAUCGUGUUCAUUUCUUCUGUUGCCGGUUUGCUUAACAUAUCCUCUGGAAGCAUUUACGCCGCAAGCAAAGCUGCCAUCAAUCAGCUCACCAAGAAUCUGGCUUGCGAAUGGGCAAAAGACAACAUCAGAAGCAAUUGUGUUGCACCUUGGUAUACAAGGACGUCGCUUGUAGAACAUUUACUUGAUAACAAGGAGUUCUUGGAAGAGAUCAUAGAUAAAACUCCUCUACACCGUGUUGCGGAGCCCGAGGAAGUUUCAUCUUUGGUGACAUACCUCUGCCUGCCCGCCGCCUCUUACAUCACCGGACAGGUUAUUUCCGUAGAUGGGGGAAUGAUUGUGAAUGGAUUUUAUCCCAAAAAGAGACCCUUCUGAGUCCGAGUCUUUGACCAUUUCAGGUUAAGAAAUUCUCGUAAUGGUUUUCUAGGAUUCCAUGAUUUACAAAGCGCAUGCUCUAUAUGUCAUUUUUGUGUCCAACUCUUCUUGAUCAUGGCUUGGCUGGACUCUGAAAACUAAUUAAAAUAGUGCUUUAAAUUUUAAAACAUUUCCUUUGUUUUCUUCUUUGUAUGUUUCUUAAUGCGUUGCAUUGUUUUCUUCAAGAAGUGGGAAUCAUGAAUCUUCUCAGAACGUUAUGAAAAUUGGUGCCUAGUGUUAAUUAUAUUUUGUGUUUUAGGUUAAA